Chondrus crispus (carragheen) is the source of this 1300-nucleotide messenger RNA. RefSeq lists its product as hypothetical. Gene Ontology annotation, biological process: NAD+ metabolic process. The record is from RefSeq and is a predicted model, not a curated record. NCBI's taxonomy places the organism in Eukaryota, Rhodophyta, Florideophyceae, Gigartinales, Gigartinaceae. Bases 1 to 867 code for a protein of 288 amino acids. Gene Ontology annotation, molecular function: FAD binding; kynurenine 3-monooxygenase activity; NAD(P)H oxidase H2O2-forming activity. The transcript is spliced from 2 exons.
AUGAACAUCAAAGGCGUCGUCGUCAAGGAAAACUUUACCGAGUUGCUCACCCCGCCUGCUCCAAUCGAAGAGUCGGAGGGCGGCAAUCGCGUCUUGGUGGGCGCCAAGAAGAACCGCCCCAGAAACGCAGUGUUUUCCCUCAUCGUCUUUCCGCUCGUCCCUGGCGCCGUCAAAACCUUGGGCGGCUUCUUAGGGCUUAGCGCAAACUUACCGAAUCACGAGCUGUGGAAGGCUCAGACCGUCGAGGAGGGGUACAGGUUGUUCGAGGACAACUUCCCGCAGGCCAAAAUCCGCGAGUGCAUUUCGGAAGAGCAGAUGGCCACCUUCGUCCAGACGCGUCCGUCCGUGUUUUGCCCCAUCACUAGACGCGAUUCCCUCGCAUUUCGCGUGGGAGAGCCGGCGCAGGGCGGCGUUUUGGUUAUGGGAGAUGCGGCUCACAGCUUCCCACCGGAUCUGGGGCAAGGCGUGAACUCGGCGUUUGAAGACGUGGCCGUCUUUACCGAUUUGUUAGAUGGCUUUUCGAACGACACUUCCUUGGACACGGUGCUCAAGGAGUACGAGGCGAGACGCGAUGCCGAUACUACGGCGCUGACAAAGAUCGCGCGAGUCGCCGCGCCAUACCAGUAUGGGCAGAAUAAGCUAGGGAGUAUGCUCUCGGUAUUCAACCGAAAUGGGAGAGACAAGUUAACCAAGCUGCUUCCCAACUUUUUCUACCCGGCCAUGAUCACACUCGUCUAUUCCGAUAUACCGUACUCUUGCAUUCUGUCACGAACGAAUGCAACGACGCUGCGCAUCUGGCUCCUCGCGGCGUCGUUGGUGGUCGGGCCUCUUGCCAGCGUGCUGUUCCUCUCCGGCUUGGCCCAAUGAGCGCAUCUCUCCUCGGACGGAUCAUCGCAUCCGCAGCCAUCCGGGACAGAGAACCGGGCGGGGGACGAUCAUCCUUCUGUCACGGAUAGGUGGUUUUGUCGAUUCUAGCUCUUCGACAUCUCGCUCGUGAACGUGGCAAGAUGCUUCGGCGGGGUGCGCGAAAAGACCCAUAGCAUCGUCGCACGUGUCGAAACUCGAAGGACUUUAUAAACAGCCGACGUACGGAAGAGCUGGAUGCGUGCGAAGUUGUGCGUGCGUGCUGGAUCCACGAAUGAUCAAAACGAGUGAUUUGGAUGCGCGCUUAGAUAGGUUGGGUGAAACGAGUGUGCAUUUCGUACAGUGCACAUGCCCGGUAAGCAGUUUUUUAUCUCAUUUUAUUGAACAUUCCUACACACGAAGCAGUUUAGGCCUGGAUCAUUCUCCUGUCGCGAAA